AUGUCGAGUGCGGAUUAUGAAGAACGUGGGGGAACUGCAGCUUCUCGCGCAACCUCCGCCUUCCACUCCGACGCCGACCUCUCUCAUUUCUUCGCACCUCAGCCCUCCUCCAGUCUCGACGACACCGACUCCUCGACUUGGUCCAGCCUAGGCGGUGCUCUGACUGGAAAUACCUCCGCCGACCUUUCACCCACCAACUACUCCUCCACAGCCACCUUCAACCUCAACACCACUCACUCGAACAAGUUCACCAGUACCAAUCUGGAUCUCGCCACAUCCCAGUCUUUGACUCGCGAUGAGUCGCUACUUCGAGACGACGUCUUCCCAGAGUGGAAGACUGAGGCUCAUUCCACCGACGUGGAGAGUCCAGAAGAGCUACAAAAGAAGGAUCCAUUAGGCACUCAGAUCUGGAAACUCUACAGCCGGACAAAGUCUCGUCUUCCCAAUCAAGAGCGCAUGGAGAACUUGACCUGGCGGAUGAUGGCGAUGAACCUUCGCCGUCGAGAGCAGAUGCAAGCAGCGUAUGCCAACAACACCCAUUCCGGCAGCGACAAUCGCAUGGCCGGCACUGACGCUUUCUUUAGUGCAAAGCAAGCCCAACCAAAGCCGACUCCGCAGACCUCUGCCCCCAGUGGCAUUGCUCAGCAACUACGAAAGUCAAUCGACAACUCCGCCGAACAAUCUGCACAACCCAGUCAGCAUGAAUAUGAACAGGAGCACGAGCACGAGCACAUGCAUCCCUCUGAUCCCAUGAACCUUGACGAUUUCAUCGUGCCAAGUUCUGUUGCCUCGCCUUCCGGCAUAACUUCACCCGACUCCUCCGGACAGCAAGACCAGAGGCAGGAACAAGCGGGAGGGAUUCCAAUUGCUACACGCAAGAAGCCACAAGUCGAGAUCCCGCAGGGGCUGCCUGCUGCCUCUAUGCCCCAAACAUCAGUCCCCAUACACAGAUCGUCUGAAUUCGACUAUGUACCGAAAAGAGUACGAAAGACCAGUAUUGAUGAAAGAAGAGGAAACCGAAAACGACCGGCCGAGUUCUCUCCCCAAGUACCUCCAUUGAUUGUCCCCAAUGGUACAGGUCACUCGGAGAUGGAUCAUGCUGUUCCUGACUAUGCUCUUGACCAACACACCUCACCACAAUAUACUGGUCAGGCUAAUUUCCAGGGCCAAAUGGCCCUGCAUCUCGACUCUGUCCACCUCAAUGAUGACCCCAUUCUCACCUCCGCGGGCCCUUUCCAACACAGCCUCGCCUUCUCUCCUGCCGCUUCGCCAAUGGUGACUAAUGGCCCCUUCUCAAACAUGUACCCCCAAACCUCGAUGGCCUCCUCCUUGACUUCCACCGAUAUCUACUCACCGCCCCAGUCUGGCUACCAAUCGGCCGUGUCGACGCCUCAGCCCGGUCAGGAAAACGACUCUAACCAGUAUUAUUUUGAUCAGGGUAGUCAUCCGCGGGCGAUGUCCUUUUACCCAUCUCAGAGGCCUAAUCAUCUGAUGAAUCCUCUGGCAUCUCAAUUUGCUUAUGGGCCCAAUAAUGAACAGAUCUAUACUGCUAUGAACGGCGUCGGCUCGGCGCCAGCCAUGAGCGGAUUCUCCAUGCAGCAACACGUCGAUCCCUCGAGCGUUCUUGUUCCAGAGUAUGGACAUGGACCGUCGCCCGGAGUAUCCAUGGCUGGAAAUGACAACAUGUUCCAUUUUGGAGCCGACUCGGACCAAGAAGAUGAGGAGGGCAACUUUGGGGACCCAAGUCUAAUGAUGCAAUCAGAAUACGGUCAGAUGGGAGACCCAACCUUAGACCUCAGCUCGAGUUUGCAAUGGGAUCCGAAUGUCACUGAUUUCGGCAGCAUGCCGCGAUAUGGCUCAGGAAAACAGGUUCGAAUUGGCGGCACCGAGAUGGUGAACUCACCACCGGACUGGGGCUCUUCGAUGUUGAGUCGGACCCACGGUUCGGCAGCCUCGAUCAGCGACAUCCGCAAUCGUGAUCCGGACCCAAGGAGACAAAAGAUCCCGAGGACGACGUCGACACCUGCGCUCUCGAACCAUCAGAUGCAGUCCAACCACAGCUCUCCUGCGGAGUCCGCGUUCAGCAGUCGGCAGCCAUCGAGACCCAGCAGCCCUGGUCCUAAGAACACCGACCAGAACGGUGUGCCAACAACCUGCACGAAUUGUUUCACUCAGACUACACCAUUGUGGCGUCGGAACCCAGAAGGUCACCCCCUCUGUAAUGCUUGCGGGCUGUUCCUCAAACUGCAUGGUGUUGUGCGUCCCCUGUCGCUGAAGACGGAUGUCAUCAAGAAGCGUAACCGCGGAAGCGGCACGACAAUGCCCAUGGGCUCGGCAGCGACACGGGCCUCGAAGAAGGCAUCUCGAAAGAAUUCGGUUGUCCAAACUCCAGCAACGACUCCUACCUCAGCCAACGCUGCAAGUGAGCAAAACUCGGCCUCCCCCGCCUCGGUACAAGGCUCCAUCCAUUCCGGAUCCGCUAUGACCCCGCCAACCACCUAUCCCUCCGGCACGACAGGAGGCAAACCUGGGGUUGUGCCCAUCGCUGCGGCACCCCCCAAACCACCUGUCCAACCUGGUCCUAAUAUGGCCCGACCUGUCCAGGUGACGCCGAAACGUCAGAGGAGGCAAUCCCGGACCUCUACCACCACUCUGCCUCUUAUGACAGGAACAUCUGUGACUUCUGGAAACUCCGUGAACUCAGGGUCACCCAUUGAAACCGAGAUGCAGGAGGCCAGCCACUCAACACCCACCAUGAGUCAGGCACCUGAUCCCCGUACGAGAGCCACCAGCAUCUCCUCUACGGCUGGGGCCACUACCAUGGCUUCUGUGAUGCAAAAUGGUUUGCUCAAUGCCGGCGUCCAAAACGUGCCGGGAGGCCCGCACGGCAACAGCCAAGAGUGGGAAUGGCUGACCAUGAGUUUGUGA
Capronia coronata CBS 617.96 is the source of this 2928-nucleotide messenger RNA. RefSeq lists its product as uncharacterized. Gene Ontology annotation, biological process: negative regulation of transcription by RNA polymerase II; positive regulation of transcription by RNA polymerase II. NCBI's taxonomy places the organism in Eukaryota, Fungi, Ascomycota, Eurotiomycetes, Chaetothyriales, Herpotrichiellaceae. Gene Ontology annotation, molecular function: zinc ion binding; DNA-binding transcription factor activity, RNA polymerase II-specific; RNA polymerase II cis-regulatory region sequence-specific DNA binding. Bases 1 to 2928 code for a protein of 975 amino acids. The transcript is spliced from 2 exons. The record is from RefSeq and is a predicted model, not a curated record.